Radiomyces spectabilis is the source of this 829-nucleotide messenger RNA. RefSeq names its product DNA-directed RNA polymerases I, II, and III subunit RPABC2-like protein. Gene Ontology annotation, biological process: DNA-templated transcription. The transcript has 3 exons. Gene Ontology annotation, cellular component: nucleus; RNA polymerase II, core complex; RNA polymerase I complex. Bases 349 to 708 code for a protein of 119 amino acids. NCBI's taxonomy places the organism in Eukaryota, Fungi, Mucoromycota, Mucoromycetes, Mucorales, Radiomycetaceae. The record is from RefSeq and is a predicted model, not a curated record. Gene Ontology annotation, molecular function: DNA-directed RNA polymerase activity; DNA binding.
AAGGCGUUACUGUUCAGCCCGAGAAAGAGCUGUAGAGAAGGGGAAACCCUGACUUUGAAUUUAGAAAGUAGUCACACUCUUCCACCGGCGACGGAUGGCUUAGCCGUAUUCUCUAAAUAAUCGGUAGACCAAUCGACGGCCCAUUCUUGCAGGUUGUGCUGUUCGGUUUGAUCAUGUCGGAUAACGAGGAAUACGAGAAUCGGGAAUUCGAUGUAAGUUUUUAUCCUUUAGGUUGACAUGUUUAGCUUUGAGUAUUGCCGAGUCAGACCCUAAUCGACUUUUUAACCGCAGUAUGCGGAUAAUACCGAUUUGCUGCCCGAUGAGCCGCUUCCUGAAGAAGGCGAAGAAAUGAUGGACGAUGAAGGAAAUAUCGUCGCGAUCGAUUACGAAUCCGCCCGUUACGGACAAGAUAUGGAAUCCAUCAACGAACCUUCGUCCAUGGCACGAGAUCCAGCACGAUUAGUGGAAAGAAAAGAAAAGGUCACAACACCUUACAUGACAAAGUAUGAAAGAGCAAGAAUCCUGGGUACACGUGCACUUCAGAUCAGCUUGAAUGCACCUGUGCUUGUGGAAUUGGACGGUGAAUCUGAUCCUUUGGUGAUUGCCAUGAAGGAAUUGCGAGAGAAGAAGGUUCCCUUGAUUGUCCGACGAUUCAUGCCUGACGGUACGUACGAGGACUGGAACGUAAAGGACCUGAUCAUGGAGUAGUAGUGGUUCUUGUACAAUUGUAAAAUCUUUUUUUUUUCCAUAUUCUGUUUAUAUCCUGAAUUUGUCUCUUUUUUAUUUUUCGUUACAAAAAAUGAAAGCGAGUGUUAAUCAUGUCCCAUCA